ACUUACAUUCGCUUUCGCGUGUAAUUUAAAAAAACGCUUUAAAUUGUUGCAAAAAAUUUUGUUUUUAAAUUGAAAUGCGGGGCGAUUAGCUUUCUACAACGAGUUAAAUUAAAAAAAUUCUGACCACAUCAGCGUUAAAAUAGUUCUGUCGGAACCGGAAAGUAAAACCAGCUAUUUCAACGUUCCAUCCUUUCCAUAUUAAAACUGAUCAAAAAUGGUAGGUGAUAUUUACAAUCGACUUUAAUCUUGAAUAUUUCUCUAAGUUAUUGCUCAAGAUUCAUAUUUUAUUUGUUAAAAUUUAAAGAAUGGCAAGAUUUAUGUUAUUUAUUAUCAAAUUCAUUUUAUGCACUUUAGUUUUUAGAGGGAUCAAUCCACAUAAACAUUAGAAUGAAUUUUCGAUAACAAACAUGUAAUAAUCACUAAAUUGAAGUAGCUGAAUAUUAUUUUAAGCCUCCAAUACAAAUGACAGCAAAUAUUAUUUUUUGUUAUAUUAAAUAAACUUAUAUUAUUUUGAAAUGUUUUGGAACUUUCCUUGCCUUUUAAAUUGAUGUAAUUGAAGACAUUUUAUUCCCCCGUCAGUAAUUUUUAGUGAACUUAAUACAAGUGAUAGUGAUGGGCUUAAUGUAGAAACAUGACAUGUCACAACCUGGUAUUUAGCCUGGUUAAUCUAUCUAUGUUCUUUUGUUUCAUUGUGUUUAGGGAUAAUUUGUAUAAGUAAAUAGAUUACAUGACUACAUCAGUCUGGACUGUAGUCGAUAGUACAGAACACAUCCUCACUACUUAUGAGAAAGUUAUCCCUAACACAGCCUGUUUAGGCCUAGUUAUUGCUAUUAAAACCUAGGAUUAUAUUAUCCUGUAGCUUAUCUUGUUCCAUCCUAUUUUGCCAAUAGCCUAAGGGCCUAUGGCAUUUAAUACAAACACACACAAAAUUAUGAAAUUAUGAUUGACUGAUUGCAGUCUCUCCCCCUUGAUUGAAGCUUGAUUGGUCUUUAUUAUUAAAAAAAUAUAUUAAUUUAAUGGUCCUUCUGAGUCAGUGGCGUAGCGAGGGUGUUUGGCGCCCGGGGACAAGAUCCAUUUUUAGCGCCCCUUUUUCUUUUUUUCAACUCUCAAACCCAUUAUUUUCAUCAAUAAAAUAAUAUCAAAGCACAUUUUGGCGCCCGGGGACAUCUGUCCCCCCCCUGCCCCCACCACGCUACGCCUCUGUUCUGAGUAGGGCAAUUUAGAUUUUUUUAAAAUAUUCCUCUUGCCUUUUCUCUUGUCAGGUCAAAGUCAAGGCUAAGGAACUUCGUGGCAAAAAGAAGGAGGACCUUCUGAAACAGCUGGAUGAGCUGAAGAAUGUAAGUCAAUAGCGUAGGCAUAUAUGAUAGUCACAAAAUUAUUAAUACUAUUUGUAUAAGUGUAUACAUAUAGUCACAAUGUUACUAAGACUUGGGGUGAAUCAUGUCGUAAAUUUAUAUAUAUAACCCAUUUUACAAUGAACUGAUAAACUGACAUUUAUUUAUUGAAUCAUGUAUUUGCAGGAGCUUCAGACUCUUCGGGUUGCAAAAGUUACUGGGGGUGCAGCUGCUAAACUUGCAAAAAUGUAAGUAAUUUUGCCACAUUUUUAACCAUUUUUCUUUCUUAAUUUUGUUGCUUUGUUUUGUGUAUAAUUAGCUAUGUUUUUUUUAUCCCCUCCACCUGCAUACAAAGUGAAGUGAGCUGUUGAAUAAAAGUAGCUGCAAGGCUUAAUAUUACUCAUGCUUUAACUAUAAUAGUUGGUUCAUCAUUGAAAGGGUAUAAAAAAUUAUGAAACAUGGCAGCAAAAUUUUUGUUGCCAGUGAUGGGUAGGGCUGGAUGCACCCAAUGCAUAUUAUGUGAUGGGUAGAAUCCAACGCUUCCAUCCUCAAAUAUUAGGGAGGAAUCGUUGAAUGUAGCCAUAGUGGAACAAACAAUAAGCAAUGUUUAAAGCGUUAUAAUUAUAAACAAUUUAAUUACAAUUAUUUAUAGGGCUCAUCUCACCUCAUCACUUUUAUAGUCUAAGGAAUUUCUACAAAAAAUAUUGAAUAGUUUGGAAUGGAUUACAGAUUUUGGGUUCACUGUUGGCUUUGGGAAAUUAGAUUUAUUAUAAGCUAUUUAUGGACUAUGGGGAUUUCCAAAUAAGGAUUGCAAAAUGUGUGCUUAAAUUUAUGUACACCUAUGCUAAGUACAAGCCCCUCGCCAUAAACCCAGAAUUUCCUAAUUUAAUAUGGGUUAUAAUAUGGAUUGCGUCUAAUCUUUUUUUCUGAGCUUGUCUCUUUUUUUGUAUACUAUACCAAAGAAAUGCUUAUUUCAAUUUGCUAUCCAUUUGAAGGCAGUUUUUGCUUCUUUCUAAUUUCCAGUAUUCAGAUUUGGCAGAUAAUACAAGCAGACACUGCUCUCACAGGGGUCCCAUACCCAUAGCUAGUUGUAAUUUUAUGUAUACUUAACAGUGUGAAAUUAAUUUUUACAGUUUGUUUUCUUGACAAUUUAAUGACUGUUAUGAUUCCUAUCUUCAGCUACACAGUUAGAAAGUCUGUGGCCCGUGUUCUUACGGUCAUCAAUCAGACACAGAAAGAAAACUUGCGCAAGUUCUAUCGCAAGAAGGCUCACAAGCCCAAAGACCUAAGGCAGAAGAAAACCAGAGCCAUGCGUCGUGCCCUUACACCAUUUGAACUCUCCAUCAAGAGCAGAAAGGAGUUGAGGAAACAGCGUCUUUAUCCUAUCAGGAAAUAUGCUGUUAAACAAUAAAAUAUUCUAUACAUGAUAAUCUAAAGUGCUAGUUUUGUGUAUUUCUACUAUUCCUUGUGACAUAAUUCUGAAAGCUUCUCAUAAUUUCAUACGUUACUUAUACCCAGCACUUUUUAAAACUCAAAUAAAAUAUCGAUACUCCAUCUUAAAUAUUUAAACACUGGUAAAUGACUUGAAUUAACGGUAUAAACUUAGCAGUCGGCUAACUAUAAACUUGCAGCAAUGAGAUCUUGUGGAUGUUUGACAUACCCAAUUCUUUAAUGACAUGUCAGUCAUUGGUUCUUUGACACACAUAAUUUUAGGUUACGUAUUUGCUUUCUAGUUCUUGUCUUUUUUGGAGAUUAGAUAGACAGGCAAAUUGGGAUUAGACAUACUUUAAUUCAUGAAUUUUACCAGCUCUCUCUGGGUGGCCGAUUGGUCUAAACUGACUCAUUCCAAAUAGUGGUGGUCUGGAGUUCAAUCCCCGCCAAAAUCCCAAGCACCCCUGGUGGAUGGGACUCGUUAGCCUUACUUGGAAGGCAACUCAUCUAAGAGGCUAACUCUGAAUUCAUAAAUUGAUCAUGGGCUCUCACAUAUGAAAAAAACAAAAUUAAAGUAGGGCUACAGAUUUUAUUUUUAUGGUUAGUGCACUCUUCCUAAGGAUUUAAGUUUGGAAAUUGCUG
Molecule: messenger RNA, 3407 nt
Organism: Lymnaea stagnalis (great pond snail)
Lineage: Eukaryota; Metazoa; Mollusca; Gastropoda; Lymnaeidae
Source: the annotation of a GenBank genome assembly